This is a messenger RNA of Abrus precatorius (Indian licorice), 1023 nucleotides long. Its product is annotated as clathrin light chain 1-like. Gene Ontology annotation, biological process: intracellular protein transport; clathrin-dependent endocytosis; clathrin coat assembly. The record is from RefSeq and is a predicted model, not a curated record. Gene Ontology annotation, molecular function: structural molecule activity; clathrin heavy chain binding. NCBI's taxonomy places the organism in Eukaryota, Viridiplantae, Streptophyta, Magnoliopsida, Fabales, Fabaceae. Gene Ontology annotation, cellular component: clathrin coat of coated pit; clathrin coat of trans-Golgi network vesicle; plasma membrane. Bases 1 to 1023 code for a protein of 340 amino acids. The transcript has 3 exons.
AUGGCGUCGUUCGACUCGUUUGAGGAGCAACCGCAUCAAUCGCCAACGGGACCCUUCGACGAUGAUGGAAGCUACACGGACCUGGGAAUGGGGUAUGAGACUCAGCCUCAGCAACAUUAUGAUUAUGGAUCCACCUUCAGUCAUUCCGACGAUGAUCAACACCCUCAGCUCAUCAUUGAUACAAACAACAACAACAACAAAGACAACAACCUUCAUUCACCCCAAGUUUAUGGCUUCGGCAUUUCCACCCCCAACCCUGACUACGUCACACCCUUCGAAUCCGCUCCCAUUGAUGACGCCACCUUCACCUCCGACGGCCCUAUCCUCCCCGACCCCACUCAAAUGCAAGAAGAAGGCUCUGCUAGACGUGAAUGGCGACGUAAAAAUGCCAUUCAUCUUGAGGAAAAGGAGAAAAGAGAGAAGGAGAUGCGGAAUCAAAUUAUUAAGGAGGCGGAAGAGUAUAAGGAAGCCUUCUACGAGAAAAGAAAGCUCAAUUGCGAGGCAAACAAAAAGACCAACAGGGACAGAGAAAAGCUAUACUUGGCUAACCAAGAGAAAUUUCACAAAGAAGCUUUCAAACAUUACUGGAAAGCAAUAGCAGAGAUCAUUCCUCGCGAGGUGCCUAAUAUCGAGAAGAGGAGAGGGAAGAAAGAAGUUGAGAAUAAGCCUUCCGUUAAUGUUAUUCAGGGUCCAAAGCCAGGGAAACCUACUGAUCUUGCUAGAAUGCGCCAAAUGAUUUUGAAGCUUAAACAGAACCCUCCAACUCAUAUGAUGCCUCCCCCACCCAAAGAAGAGAAAGAUGCAAAAGAAGGCAAAGAUGGAAAAGAUAGCAAAGAUGCAAAGGAGGGGAAGGAUAAUAAGGGUGGGAAUCGUUCUACACCAACUGCAGAUGCAAAUGCUAAUGCUACUGGAAAUAAACCUGCCUCUCCUACAGAAGAUGCUGCUUCUAAAGGUGACCCACAAGAUCCUGUUAUUGUUGAGGGUGAACAAGUGCCUAGUUCUGAACCAGCAGCUGCUCAGUGA